AUGUAGAUUUUAAUAGGUGAUAAUUACUCAUAACCAAGUAAUUAUCGACUAUAUUAAGUAAUUACCUAGUCAACUGACACAGCGGGCAAUGAUAAAUAGCUAGCAGUGACGAUGUUGGUGACUACUCGCUAAUAAUGUGAUGAUACUGUGGUUUGUUGCCUUGCUACUCGCAAUACUAGUUAGUAACGCAUUAGUUACUUUGCUACAUUUGAAGCUGGUACCUUAACUACAUGCAACAUAUUUGACAUUUGACAUCACCCUAAGUGGACCUCAAAGGUCACUACGUUGGCGUUAAUAUGUUGCCAUGCCUGUAAUGAUGUAAUGCCGUGAACUUGAGAAAGGGUUAGUGGCCUGUCUUGGAGCAACGAACACCUUAGGUCAGCAAAUCAUUGUUCUUGUAUUUCACAAGAGUAUUACAGUGGAUUUCAGAAAACAUUACAAUACUGGUGUGACCUUUUACAGGAUAAACAUAGGUACAGCUAGCUUUGACUGCAAACGUAGAUAGAUAUCAGCUAAUUUUGAGUGUUACAUUUUUACAGAAAUGUGAGUUUUAUUGAAACUCAUUAGGGCUCUGAAAGAAGUGUUUCUCAGGAGGAAAAAGGAAAAUAUUUUAACACAUUCAACCCCUCCCAGAUGGUAGAGUCAUUAGAGAUAGUAGACUUUCCUUUGUUGACAAACUUGUUUUUGCAAAGCCCAAGUGAGUUUUGAUGUGUAACUAGUCUAAACUAGGUACAGUCCCAUUUUCAACUGAAUCUGCAUCCGGGCAAUGUGACUGCCCUACACACUGCUUUAAAAGCCAAUCCGUGGAGAAUCGUGGACGACUGUGGGGGGGCCUUCACCAUGGGGGCCAUUGGAGGAGGGAUCUUCCAGGCAGUGAAGGGCUUUAGAAAUUCACCUUCAGGGAUGAACCACCGCCUGAAAGGAAGCAUGACAGCCAUCAAGACCAGAGCUCCUCAGCUGGGUGGUAGCUUUGCUGUUUGGGGAGGCCUCUUCUCCAUGAUUGACUGUGGGUUGGUCAAGGUACGGGGAAAAGAGGAUCCCUGGAACUCCAUUACAAGCGGAGCCAUGACUGGAGCCAUCCUGGCAGCGAGAAAUGGACCAGUGGCCAUGGUUGGCUCUGCCGCAAUGGGAGGUAUACUACUGGCAUUGAUAGAGGGUGCUGGAAUUCUUCUCACUAGAUUUGCUUCAUCACAAUUCCCAACUGGUCCCCAGUUUGCUGAGGAACCAGCCCCCAUGCCUGCCCCCUCCUAUGGAGGAGACUACAGACAGUACCAGUGAGAGGUUCCUCUCACCUUCUAGGCCUUUUUUGAAUUCCUUGCUGAAGUUACACUGAGGAAAUGGAGGAAAAGUCUACUCAAUAGGCAAUUACAAUUGCAUCUAACAAUAUGGACUGGGUUAGACGACUUAACGUCAAAUCCAAAUCUUUCCCAGGGCGAAUAUACAGUUUUGCUUUUUACCAUUCUCAGCGUUGUCAGUUGUGCGUAGUUCACCCUAAAUUGGUUAAAAUAUCUGAGCUGAAGACAGGAAAAAUGUAUCUUGUGGGUUUAUACAAUCAUACUUGAAUAUAGUCCCUGCAAGUGUGGCGAACUGAUGCUGAGUCGAGCGGCUAUGUCAGUGUACAUUGUAUGAUUUUUUUCAUGUGUAUAUAAAGGCUUUCCUGCAUGUAUUUGAUA
This is a messenger RNA of Esox lucius (northern pike), 1673 nucleotides long. It is a transcript of the gene timm17a, whose product is annotated as translocase of inner mitochondrial membrane 17 homolog A (yeast). The record is from RefSeq and is a predicted model, not a curated record. Gene Ontology annotation, biological process: protein import into mitochondrial matrix. The transcript is spliced from 6 exons. Bases 841 to 1278 code for a protein of 145 amino acids. Gene Ontology annotation, molecular function: transmembrane protein transporter activity. NCBI's taxonomy places the organism in Eukaryota, Metazoa, Chordata, Actinopteri, Esociformes, Esocidae. Gene Ontology annotation, cellular component: mitochondrial inner membrane; TIM23 mitochondrial import inner membrane translocase complex.